Molecule: messenger RNA, 2260 nt
Organism: Ruditapes philippinarum (Manila clam)
Lineage: Eukaryota; Metazoa; Mollusca; Bivalvia; Venerida; Veneridae
Product: protocadherin Fat 3-like
Exons: 18
Coding region: 125-2260 (711 amino acids)
Biological process (GO): multicellular organism development; homophilic cell-cell adhesion; cell-cell junction assembly
Cellular component (GO): catenin complex; plasma membrane; adherens junction
Molecular function (GO): cadherin binding; calcium ion binding
Source: RefSeq, a predicted model, not a curated record
CGUGGGUGAUGUGUGCAGACGACCAUGACAGAAUCGUGAGCCAUCAAAUUUCGUUUAACUUUCCUUUAUUCACAAAGCUGUGUUAUUUAUUUUGUUGGGAUAUAAAUGCAUAAAUCUUAAAAGGAUGUGCAGAAAUAUGCAAGAAGCAAUCCUCAGUUUUAUUAUAUUAAAAGGUUUAAUUGCAAUCACCUUGGGUGGAGCUCCUGCACCGCCAGAAUGGACUAUCCCGACGGAAUUAACAUUUUACUUGGAUUACACAUCUAAUACUGGCUGUGAGGAGGUUACUGAAUUAAAAGCUAAGCCGCUUGUAGGAACGGAAGUCACUUUUAAAGUGGUAGCAGAAGGUCCAGAAGGAGGCUUUGCGACUGAACGGAUUGAUGGAGUCACGGGUAAACUAAUAUGUGACCAAGCUAAAGUAACGAACGGUGGCAAAGCGACAUAUUUUGUCAAUGUUAGGGCAUCGGAUGCGACAAGUCAAGAGUUUAAAGAUAUUUCUUUGGUUAUUAUAGCUACAGAAGGUUUGGAGUACAAAGGACCUACUUUUAUUAAUCCUUCACCUGAUGAAACAAGUGAAAAACAUAAAAUACAACUAGUAGAGACAAGUAAAGGAGGCGACGUAGUCACGUGGUUAUCUGCAAGUGAUCCAGAUACAGCCAUUGCUUUGUUUACAUAUUCUAUGGACAGUUCUGAUGCCACUACGAAGGAGUUGUUUGAGCUCGUAGGCAAUGCUCUCAAAGUGAAAGUUGGUGUGACAGAAGGAACAUUUGAUUACGACAGGGACAAUGCUGUAAUUAAAUACCCAAUUGUUUUAGAGGUAUCUGAUGGACAAUUUUCUUCAGCAGUUAACACUAAUAUCUUUAUAACCGACUAUAACGACAACAUACCAGAAUUUGUAACCAUCGGCAAUUUCGAUAUUCUUGAGUCAACUCCAUCAGGAAGUUCUGUUUAUAAAGUUAUAGCAUCGGAUGCUGAUGGCACUGCUCCAAACAAUCAGAUAACGUUUAACAUACAAGGUUCUACUGAUUUCUCGAUAGACGAAACAACAGGUGUGAUAUCAGUAGCUUCAGGAGUAACGUUAGAUUAUGAUACUACGAAGAAAUAUUCGUUGUCUGUUAAGGCGACAGACAAUGGGCCAGGUAACACGGCAUUAAGUGUACAAAGCCAAAUUGAAGUCAAUAUUAUCACAGCGCCAGUGUUUGUGAAUCUAGUAGAAGAUGCAAGCGUCUCAGUGUAUGAAAAUGCUACCUCUGAAACAACUAUAUUUGAACUAACUGUGACUGAUAAAGACAAUACCGGCGCUCUUACUGUGGUCAUUGCUUCUCAGACUUCAGAAGAAAAGUUCAGAUUAGAUGGAUAUAUUCUUAAACCAAGAUUAGAUGCAACAUUCGACGGGACCACUCAGCAAGCAUAUGAUAUAACAUUUAAGGCAAGUGACGGGACGAAUGAUGUACUCAGUGCAGUUCUUACAGUGACCGUGACCUCGAUAAUUCGAGUCAAUCCAGCUGUGCAGAGAUACAUAUCUGAAGACACGCCGGCAGGUACUCAAAUUGCUAGAAUAACCGCUGAUGACUUUAGUGACCCAAGUAAGGUCUCAUUUACUAUGAUAGGGGAAUCAUCCAGUGAUUUUGAAUUAAAUGAAAGCAAUGGAAGAGUGUUAGUUGCUGCAGGUGUGCAAUUAGAUUAUACCAAGAGGACGCUAUAUACCUUAAUUGUUACUACAACCGAUGGGUUUUCUAGUGCCGAAACACCUCUACUGAUCUUUCUCAAAACAUCCCCUAGAUUUGUUGAUCCCUCAAUCAGUAAGUCUGGAAGUACAUCGAUGUCGAUACCAGAGAACACAGAAGCUAGAAAUGUCAUAAAAAUUCUUACAGCAACUGAUGAAGACGGUGAUGAGUUGGACUUCGAUAUCUUAAGACAAACUCCCAGCACUGAUAAACCUGUAUUUGAGAUUAUAAGAAUAGAUGACUUGAUUGCUGGAAGGUCAAACACCAUUGACACAUUUGACGUAGAUGCUGAAGAUGCAAUUCUGUCUUAUGAACUAGAAUUAGGGGUGAAAGACGGAAGACCAAUUUCUGUACAAGACACGGUGAUUGUUACCAUUACCAUUACUGACAUAAACGAGCCUCCUACAUUCCCAUCAGACAUCAUUCGCGAAUACAAUAUACCAGAAACCAUAGAAACAGGUGUCACCAUUUUUACGGUCUCUGCGACAGACAUAGACCGCACUCUUGAGUACAGGAAAAUCAAGUUAUUCUAUUAG